Aspergillus mulundensis is the source of this 1470-nucleotide messenger RNA. RefSeq lists its product as uncharacterized. The transcript has 2 exons. NCBI's taxonomy places the organism in Eukaryota, Fungi, Ascomycota, Eurotiomycetes, Eurotiales, Aspergillaceae. Gene Ontology annotation, cellular component: cytoplasm. The record is from RefSeq and is a predicted model, not a curated record. The coding region runs from base 1 to 1470 and encodes 489 amino acids. Gene Ontology annotation, molecular function: hydrolase activity, acting on carbon-nitrogen (but not peptide) bonds.
AUGUAUGACCUUGUCAUCACUAACGGAGUCUGUGUUACAGCCGCGGAUGUAGCGCCCCUGGAUAUCGCCAUCCAAGGCGAGAAAAUCGCCCUUCUUGCUCCCUCGGGGUCAUUGGCAACAGAAGGCGCCCGAGUGAUAGAUGCCGAGGGCGGCUAUGUCAUGCCCGGCGGCAUCGACUGCCAUGUCCAUCUACAGGAGCCGAGCCUCUUCGGCAAAGGCACAUCAUCAGACGACUACGAGUCCGGGUCUCGAUCCGCCAUCGCAGGCGGGAAUACCACGAUCGUCACAUUCGCCCCGCUGGUGAAGAAUACGUCCGCGACUCCCUUGAGUGUGAUCCGUGACACGCGCGCCCUUGCCGACGGACAAUGUUACUCCGACUUCAGCUUCCACGUUCUGCUGGGCACAGCAAGUCAGCAGGCCCUUCAGGAGUUCCCUCAGCUCCGCGAAGAAGGAAUCAGCUCGGUCAAAAUCUACAUGACGUAUCAGGCUCUGCAGCUCAAGGACGGCGACAUUUUGUCGGUUUUGUUAGCUGCGCGAGAAAACAAAAUACUGACCAUGAUCCACGCGGAGAACGGCGAGGUGCUGGACUGGCUGACGAACCAGCUCGAAGCCGCCAAACUGUUCGCGCCAAAGUACCACUCCAACUCGAGGCCGCCGAUCUUGGAGGCAGAAGCGACCAACCGCGCCAUCGCACUCUCUUCUCUAAUCGCCGAUACUCCAAUCCUACUCGUCCAUGUUAGCGAUGUCGGCGCAACAGCACGUAUCCGGGAAGCGCAGACCCACGGCCAGCCGAUCAUGGCGGAGACGUGUCCCCAGUACCUGUUCUUAACCCGCGACGAUCUUGAUAAGCCGGGCUUUGAAGGUGCAAAGUGCGUCUGCUCUCCGCCACCACGGGAUAAAAAGGACCAAGAAGCAAUCUGGACGGGCCUCGAAAAUGGGACCUUCGCCAUUCUCAGCUCAGACCACUGCCCGUUCCGCUAUGACGACGCAGAGUCUGGCAAGAAGACGUGCAUCACGGACGAACACCCCGUCGGACAGUUCAAGUACAUCCCCAACGGCUUGCCGGGCGUGGAAACGCGCAUGUCACUGGCCAUGUCAGCUGGGAAACUUGAGCUCACAAAACUGGUUCAGGUCACGUCGACCAAUGCCGCGAAGCUCUACGGCUUAUAUCCCAGGAAAGGGGCAAUAAUCCCUGGCAUUUCGGAUGCGGAUCUAACGAUCUGGUACCCGGGGAAGUUGGACUUGACGGUGACGAAUGAGAUGCUCCAUCAUGACACCGACUACACGCCGUAUGAGGGGCAGAAGGUCAACAACUGGCCUAGAUAUACCAUCCUACGCGGUCAGGUCGUCUGGGAUCGCGAUAAUGGGGGUAUUGUUGGUCAUAAAGGGUAUGGGCAGUUCAUCAAGCGAGAUGCCGCAGUUGGUAUCUGGAAGGAGGAUGCGGAGAAGUUUGACCUUGAAGCUUUGUAA